CUGCGUGAGUGGUACUUACAGUACUGCAGCCUCAGAAGAGGUGCUUCUGGAGCUCGGAGUGGUGCCGGAGCUGGUGCUAGUGCUUCCCCUCCUAGGCGGGAGCUGCCCUCUCCCCAGCAGCUCCGAGAGUGGUACGCUAGGCGCUGCAGUCUCCGGAGUGGCGCUCCCGGUGUCGUGGACUCUGGAGCUUCUGGAGUUACUGGAGGUGCUGCUGCUGCUGGCGGUGCGGCUGGCGCUGCUGGAGGUGCUGCUGGUGCUGCUGGAGCUGCUGGAGGUACUGCUGCUGCUGGAGGUGCUGCUGGCGCUGCUGGAGGUACUACUGGUUCUGGUGCUGCUGGAGCUGCUGGAGGUGCUGCUGCUGCUGGCGGUGCGGCUGGCGCUGCUGGAGGUGCUGCUGGUGCUGCUGGCGCUGCUGGAGGUGCUACUGGUGCUGGAGCUACUGGAGCUGCUGGUGGUACUGCUGCUGCUGGCGGUGCUGCUGGCGCUGCUGGAGGUGCUGCUGGUACUGGUGCUGCUGGAGCUGCUGGAGGUGCUGCUGCUGCUGGUGGUGCUGCUGGCACUGCUGGAGGUGCUGCUGGUACUGGAGCUGCUGGGGACCCUGCUGCUGCUGGCGGUGCUGCUGGAGCUGCUGGGACUGGCCCUGCUGAGGGGGUUGGAGCUGGAGGUGCUGAGCGGCCACGGCCGUACUACGUUCCGCUCCUUCAGCAGGUUCUUGGCCUUCCGCCCUCUCCUGGUCCUACUCCUCCCCUACUGAGUCCACCGCUUGUCCAGUCGCAGUCACAGUUACAGCCAGUCUCUCCACUUCCUGGUCCUUCUCCCUACACUGCGCCGACGGGAGGUCUUACGGAGCGUCGUGAGCCUGAGUCUCGUCCUCCGUCGCCUGAGACCGCGUCCAGAGUCGCCUCGUCCUCUCUUCCUGCUCUUGCUGACCCGGAGUCUGACUCUCUUCGUGCUGCCAGUCCUACUGUCACGCGUCUCCUUGCCACUGCUGUCACUGACCCUUCCUUUGAGUCCUCUGCUGCGUCUGCUCUAGUCGCUGAGCUUGUUGACUUUGCUGCUGCCUGUCGUCUAGACUACGCCGCUAGCCUUGUUGCUGAGUCUGAGUCUGAGUCUGUCUGUCCUCCGUCUGUCGGGGGUGAGUGUGCUCUUGGCACGGACGUCCUUGAGGACAGACAGGAGGAGUUUGAGUGCUUUGCCGCUGCUUUGCCUCAUCUCGUGUCCAUGCUAGUUGCCCCUGAGGGAGACCCGGAUGCACCAGACAUCCCGACCCCACGCUCCUACGCAGAGGCGAUGGAGGGUCCCUACUCCUCUCAGUGGCAGACAGCCAUGGACGCAGAGAUGGCAUCCUGGAAGUCCACAGGCACCUACGUCGACGAGGUUCCCCCACCUGGGGCGAACAUCGUCAGUGGCAUGUGGAUUUUCAGGGUGAAGCGGCCGCCGGGUUCUCCGCCUGUCUUCAAGGCGCGUUACGUUGCACGAGGCUUCAGUCAGCGAGAGGGAGUUGACUUCUUCCAGACCUUCUCCCCGACCCCGAAGAUGACCACUCUUCGGGUUCUGCUGCACGUCGCUGCUCAGCGUGACUACGAGCUCCACUCUCUUGACUUCAGCACUGCGUUCUUACAGGGCAGCCUGCACGAGGAGAUCUGGCUGCGCCGCCCACCUGGCUUCACUGGGUCGUUCCCUCCUGGUACCCAGUGGAGCCUCCGGCGGCCAGUCUACGGUCUCCGCCAGGCACCCCGUGAGUGGCACGACACACUGAGGACUACUCUUGCUGCUCUUGGGUUUGCUCCUUCUACUGCUGACCCGUCGCUGUUUCUACGCACCGACACCACUCUGCCGCCGUUCUACGUUCUUGUUUACGUAGACGACUUGGUCUUUGCUACUGCUGACACUGAGGCACUCGCCCACGUGAAGUCGGAGCUGCAGAAGAGACACACGUGCACAGACUUGGGUGAGCUGACAAGCUAUCUUGGCUUGCGGAUCACCCGGGACAGAGCACAGCGCACCAUCACCUUGACUCAGUCACACAUGGUGCAGCAGGUCCUUCAGCGCUUCCGCUUCACGUACUCCUCGCCUCAGCCCACUCCUCUGCCUACCGGUCACUCACUCUCAGCUCUGCCUUCGGAUGAGUCCGUAGAGCCGAGUGGCCCGUAUCCAGAGCUUGUGGGCUGCCUCAUGUACCUGAUGACCUGCACUCGACCUGACCUGGCAUACCCUCUUAGCAUCCUAGCACGCUAUGUCGCUCCCGGCCGUCACCGGAAGGAGCACAUGGAUGCCGCUAAGAGGGUGUUGCGCUACUUGUGCAGUACGUCGGGCAUGGGGCUCGUGCUUGGAGGUCGGAGCGACGUUGUCCUCACGGGUCACUCAGACGCUUCUUGGGCUGACGACCAGGCUACGCAGCGGUCGUCUCAGGGUUACACCUUCAGCCUUGGCUCUGGUUCAGUUUCUUGGCGUUCUACUCGCUCUUCUUCUGUUCUCAGCUCCAGUUGUGAGGCUGAGAUCUACGCCACAGCCAUGGCUGCACAGGAGUUACGCUGGCUCACCUACCUGCUGACCGACCUGGGAGAGCGGCCUCGUUCUCCUCCAGUGCUGUACGUUGACAACAAGGCCACCAUUGCCUUGUGUGAGGAGCACAGACUGGAGCACAGGACGAAGCACAUCGCUCUGCGCUACUUCCUUGCUCGAGAGCUGCAGCAGCGUGGUCAGCUUCGUCUGCGUUACGUGGCCACUCGGGCCAACACUGCUGAUGUGUUCACCAAGGCGCUUCAGCCUUGUGACCAUCAGCGUUUCUGUACUGUUCUAGGCCUUGUGCCUACUCUCCCUCACUUGCUCACUUCUUGA
Messenger RNA from Closterium sp. Naga37s-1, 2841 nucleotides. The record is from the annotation of a GenBank genome assembly. NCBI's taxonomy places the organism in Eukaryota, Viridiplantae, Streptophyta, Zygnematophyceae, Desmidiales, Closteriaceae.